AUGACCUUUCUUCUCCAUGAAGGACACCUUGCUCGACCUGUCUGGACUGGCUUGGGGCGCGAGUAUCUCAAAAAGUACCAAUUUGGAUCUGACGACCAAACCAAGAAGAAGAAGAAGAAGAAGAAAGAUAAGAAUCCAAAACCUAAUCCCGCCGCCGCCGGCGUCCUCGUCGUCGACGAAGACCCCGUGUGGCAAAAGCCUGUAAUUUACGAAGAAGAAGAAUUCGUCGACGAUGAAGUGCCUUUAGUAGAUGAAGAUGUUGAGGUGAAGCGUCUGAAGAGGCUCGAAGCGAUUCGUUCUCGGAAACCCUAUGACGUGUGUCUGAAAAAGUAUCUAUCUCGAUCUGACGACCAAACCAAGAGGAAGAAGAAGAAGAAGAAAGAUAAGAAUCUCAGACCCAAUCCCGCCGCCGCCGGCUUCCUCGUCGUCGACGAAGACCCCGUGUGGCAAAAGCCUGUAAUUUAUGAAGAAGAAGAAUCCGCUGACGACGAAGUGCCUUUAGUAGAUGAAGAUGUUGAGGUGACGCGUCUGAAGAGGCUCGAAGCGAUUCGUUCUCGGAAACCCUAUGGCGGUAUUUCGGAAGAUGGAAGCGGUUGGGUUUCGAUCUCGAACUCAGAUCUCUCUCCGCCUCGCCAGCGACGGUCGAGAUUGGACACGCCACCAUCGGAUAGGGAACCGAAUGCAGACGACGCUAAGGAUGCUGAUCUCUCUCCACCAAGGAGAAGAAAGGGGGUUGUAGAUGACCUUUCUCCUCCACGAAGGAAUCGGAAUCGAUCUCCCAAAGUAGAUGCUGAUCUCUCUCCGCCAAGGAGAAAUAGAAAGGAGCCCGUAAAUGACCUUUCUCCUCCUCGAAGAAAUAGAAAUCAAUCUCCUGAAAGAAAGGAACCAUCUCCAGCAAAAGAAUCAAGGAGGACUGGGUUGUUAUCAGCUGAGGAGAUUAAAAAGGAGAAUGACAAGAAGAGGAAGGAGGAAAUAUCAAGGUUUGCUGCUAUGGAUCCAUCUAUGAGUGGAAAAGGAGCACAACCAGUUUUUCGUGAUAAAGAAGGUAGGCGCAUUAAUACAGAACAGCUUGCGAGAGCACAAGAAGAAGAGAAACCAAAGGAAAAGAACUUGGAAUGGGGUAAAGGGUUGGCACAAAAGAGAGAAGCGGAAGCUAGGAUCAAGGACUUGGAACUGGAGAAGGAUAAACCUUUUGCACGCACUAGAGAUGAUCCAGAACUCGAUAAAAUGUUAAAAGAGAGGAUCAGAUGGGGUGAUCCUAUGGCGCAUUUGGUCAAGAAGAACUCAGAGCUUGUCUUGGAAGAUCUUGGUACUGACGAGAAGAUGAAAGAAUCCGGUUUUAUAGUUCCUCAAAGUAUUCCUAGUCAUAGUUGGAUAAAGCGGGGAAUUGAUUUUCCUCCAAAUCGAUAUGGUAUAAGGCCAGGGCGGCACUGGGAUGGAGUUGACUGUAGUAAUGGAUAUGAGAAAGAACUAUUCAAGAGGCAGAAUGAGAAGCGAGCUACAGAAACAGAAGCUUAUCUGUGGUCGGUGUCUGACAUGUGUGAGCCUUCAGGAAAAAAUUUCGUCAGGUGUAUGUUCCUUCAGUACGAUGGAAAGGAAUUGUGCUUUGGACAGAAAGCUUUUGGGUUAAAACUUGCUUAUCUCUGACUCAGACGUAAAAACUUGCUCUAUCUCUGACUCUGACAUAAAAGGGGUCAUACCCUGCACCACGGAAUUGAAGUAAGGCUGUGAAUUUGCUCAUCUUACCAUGUGCUUAAGGAUUUAAUGUGCUGUAUUACAAGAGUUGGUCUAAUUCCUUAUGAGAAAUCCGUUGUUUCCAGUUUUCUUCUGAGCUUCCAAAAGUGGGAAGUGCGAUAGCUGAAGGAUUGUCUUGAGAUCAGCAAUAAGGUUCCUUUUAUGUUAAAGUGGAAUCCUUCAGUACCAUCCUUCAGUACCAGCAUCGUUUUAACGUAUUAGGUGUAUGAGAGAAUGGUAAACUUCUUUCUCAUAGUAGCCGCCACGGUUUGAAGAUCCCUUGAGUUCGUUGGUUAAUGCAUACAAUUGCACCUGGGACUUGUGCUUAAGAUUCUUAGUAAUUGAUAUUUGUAACUGUAGUGCAGAUAGUUGAAAUCUCCUACUAUAUGCCUUGUUUUACUUAGGUGGUCGGUUGACAUGUUUAUGUCUUAUAUGCAUCCUUAGUAAGGACCUAAGGUCGUGUCAAAUUUGCAAGUCCAGGCUGAGAUCCUUUGAUAGAUGUAAGUCUGGCUAUAUGUUUUCUAUAUCUUCAUGGUAAUUCAAUUUUAGCUAUAAUUGUUGCUGUUU
Asparagus officinalis (garden asparagus) is the source of this 2301-nucleotide messenger RNA. Its product is annotated as BUD13 homolog. The transcript has 12 exons. Gene Ontology annotation, molecular function: RNA binding. Gene Ontology annotation, biological process: mRNA splicing, via spliceosome. Gene Ontology annotation, cellular component: RES complex; U2-type spliceosomal complex. The record is from RefSeq and is a predicted model, not a curated record. Lineage: Eukaryota; Viridiplantae; Streptophyta; Magnoliopsida; Asparagales; Asparagaceae. Bases 1 to 1647 code for a protein of 548 amino acids.